Messenger RNA from Drosophila mojavensis, 986 nucleotides. RefSeq names its product membrane steroid-binding protein 2. The transcript is spliced from 2 exons. Lineage: Eukaryota; Metazoa; Arthropoda; Insecta; Diptera; Drosophilidae. The coding region runs from base 117 to 746 and encodes 209 amino acids. The record is from RefSeq and is a predicted model, not a curated record.
CAAUAACAAAAUUUACAAAAUUUGACGUGUCACAAAAUAAAAAUAUUUUUUCCCAUAUAUACACUAAAUGUAUAUAAAUAAAGUAAUCGGCGGAAUCGAAAAUACUACCCCUUAGAAUGUCGCCUUUGAAGGUGCUGCAGGCGAAUUUCCAUUAUGCUACCAAUUUGAAUAUAUGUGCGGCCAUUCGCUCGAUUCGUCCUUUACUGAAGAGUCCCAUUGCCCAAGUGAUAAUAUCGUUUGUUGUGGGCUAUUAUGCCACGACAAAGAUUGCCCAGGUCUAUAUACUAUACAGAACACAUGCCGGCAGCAGUCAAGCGAAACUGGAUGAUGAAUCGUCGCAGGAAAAUUAUACUCAGGACAGCCAGGAGGGCCAGGAGAGCCAGGAGGACCAGCACAGCCCAGCUCUGAAUGAAGCUCCGUUGCCCAAUGCACCGGAUACACUGCGUCUAACCCGGCUACAGCUGAUGGCCUACGAUGGCAUGCGAGAGGGCGAACCGGUGUACACGGCGCUCAAUGGCAACAUCUAUGAUCUCAGCCCCUCGCGCGAAACUUUCCUGAAGCCCGGUCCUUACUCUCUGCUCGCCGGCAACAAUGCCAAUCAAGUGCUCAACAUCACAUGCGGCUCAAUGGGCGUGUCCACAGCUGAUCUCAUCCAGCGCUGGGAGCGCAGCCUGAACGCCGAGUUCCAAAUCAUUGGCCAGUUGAUUGACAGCGACGAUGACUCUGAUAGCGAUGAACUGUUGUAGACAUGACUUUUCAUUUUAGAUGAAUAUUCAUAAUACCAAAAAGUCAUACAUAUAUAUGUAUAUUUAUAUGUAUAUUUAUAUGUACAUAGAUGACCUCUCGUAUUAUUCAAGACUAAAUUAUGAACCAAAUUACUCUUUAUUACUUCUCCCACUCUUAGCUGCUGGGUUAUAUUAUAUUCCUCUUUGUUAUCAAUAGCUUGUGAAUAUCUUAUAAAAUAUAAAAAGCAUAAUUUUAUUAAA